Messenger RNA from Amoebophrya sp. A25, 2591 nucleotides. NCBI's taxonomy places the organism in Eukaryota, Dinophyceae, Syndiniales, Amoebophryaceae. The record is from the annotation of a GenBank genome assembly.
AAGAAUGAAGCCUGUUACUGUUGCCACUUUCUUCAGAAAUCACCUAGACCUACAUGGUCAGUCACAUGAGCGCAACAUUGAAAUCAGUAUACUUUCCUCGUAAAUUAUUAACAUUUUCAUUUUGGCUUUAUUUGAGAAAAUUUAUGACAUAGACAUUUUUGAAUCAAUAAUGCUUUAACUUUGCUUCAUUCAUUCCCUCCAUUAAAUGCCCACAAAUAUGUCGGCUCUUGAGGAGCCUCCACCUUCUGCUGCUGUCGCGCAGCCGGACCAGAGCUACACUUCUCCGCUAGCUACGGCGUCUUCGGAUAAUAUGAUAGGGGUAGAGGUUACCCCGAACAGGAUCAAGAAUGCCAUGAGCAUGCCUCCAGAGGAUGAAAUUACUCCGACCAAGAAUGCCAAUGUAAGCAAUAGAUUAGCAUUAGAGGUCACUCCUAGGGGGCAGGAUAACACAACAAGAAAGGCGAUGCAGAUGGCUGAGGAAGAGCAGGAGAGUGAUGAGCAGCUGCUUGUGGCAGCUAACAUGGCGGUUCGUGCUGAGGAAGAGGCGCUUGUCCGGUGCAAGCAAGCUGUAAUCGACCAGCAGGAGCGGUUGAGGGACGUGCGGGAAAUGCGCAAUCGGCUCAUUGCGCAGAUGAGAGAGCGCGCUCAACGGAUCUACUCGGAGCAACGGAGAAAGAGCGAAAGGAGGUCUUCGUUGUCUGGACGAGAGGAGGGUGGUUUUGAUCAUGGGAGGACAAGUGGUGGAAGAAGUUCUAGGAGGGGGUCCAAAUCUCCUACUUUUUCCGGAGGAGGACUUCCGCAACAAAAAGGUCAUGUUGACAGGAAACCUGUCACAGGAGUUGAAGGAGAAGGGGAGACGGUAGAGUGGGAAAUGGAACAAGGGGGUGGUGGACAACACGAUUUUUGGAAUGAUUCUCCAAACGGUAGCGGUGGACCAGAAGAUGAAGGACAAGUUUACCCAGGAGUCGGUAAUUCUAAUUCGCCCAAUGGGCGUCGUGGUGCGCCAUCUCUAGGAUUCGGCACGCCUGCGAGAGAGUUCACUCUGGAUAGUGACUCAGACCCUGGAGACGAUGCGCCUGCUGAUGAUUUCAGUGCUCUAGACUUUGACACACCAUUGGACGCGAUCGGGGUAGCAAAAUGCGGACGGUGCGGAGCGAGGCUGCCUUUAGGUAAUCAGAUGAUUUUGGACCUUAGCUUUUUUUGACCUGGCUUCCACCAUCAAUGAAGGAUCAUGUGACAAGAGUCAGUUAAUACUAACUUAGUGUUAGCCCCGUAGUGGUUAAACGUCUGCAAAAUCAAAAACUUCAGAUACCGACGCCAUCGAGGCUCAUACAAUCGAGUGUGAAAAGAAUAUUGUCGUCAACCCCUCAAGCGGCAUCGUUUCGUCCACCUACCUUGGGGUGGUCCGUCACUCCAUAAUUCAGUUUUUAGCUGACAAGCGCAGGAGAGAACCCGAACCUCCCCAAGGAGAUCAGCGUCUUUUCGAAACUUGGCUUCGUGCUUUUCAUUCUGAGUUUUCAGACGAACGAUUUGGGAGAAACCUAGAGAGGCUAACCGAAGCCUUUCGUGGGGUGUGGGACGAGACUGUGUCUGAAGUUGGAAUCGGACCUCUCGGACUAGAUGGGCCUCCGAAGUUGGGUACGCCGAAACAGGGUAAUUUUUUCUUGGAAGUUGUACGUAGCUAGUAAUAGUAUGAUCCCCGAAAUUGGGCACGCCGAAACAACGUAGUGAGUUGCUUCCACUGUAGCCUUAGCGUGUAUUAGAAGUGCUGAGUAGAAGUGUAUCUCCGUAGUUGUAGGGUCAUCCAGCAGAGUGAAAACCCAUUUUUGACGAGAUUUUAUUUGCCUACUCCAGGUUCCAUGGGAGCUCGAGCCAGUCUUGAUUCGGACUCUACUGCUGCGCCUCCUUUCGUAUCCUUUAGUCCGCAUAUUGCUUCUCCGACUUCGCGUGAGGAUUCCAAAUGAUAUGUUUGGCGAUGCGGGAUGCAACACGUUCAUGUGAAUCCGCGGCAAGAACGUUUCGCGGAAAUCUCGCCGCUAAAAUCGCGGAGUGUUUUCGCAUGUAAGCAGACUCGUACGACGCGGCCGCUCGGAAAUGGCGCUUACGCCGAGCCCGAGAUCGGUCCUGCCUUCUGCGGACGCAGUCGAACAAUGGUACGCGCGCUCGAUCAUCGUGAAACGCGGAGAGCAGAGCCAGCAACGACGGACGAAGCUAUGUAACAAGAUUUGUUGUCGCAGGUUGAAGUUGAACAGGGGAACUUGAUCUUCAAGUUCAACUUGAUCUUGAAGCAGGUCUUCUAAGUGUUUACGACCCCGAUGUCGGGAUAACACAAGGACAAGUCGCACCUCGCACGGCGGCGGAUGGUGAUCAAGCAAAAACCAUUCUGAUGAAAAAUUUUUUCAUGGGCCUAAAGUUGCAUUUUUCAUAUUCAUUCCAAGAUUUGUAAUGCUAAUGUCAUCCUUGAUUGAUGAUGGUGUACUUUAAAUCGCUCCCUGUUUUGUGCGUGACUCUUACUCUUACAUUAUUUUGCAUUCCCAACAUUCCCAACGAGACUUCCCAUCCUCCUCUUUUACAUUCUCCCUUUCCUCUCC